UCAUAAAGCAAGUAUUAAGUUUCAGUAACCUUGCGUAAUUAAUAUAAUAGUUUUAUCCUUCCGCAAGAUAACUUCAUUUGAAAAUAAGAUAUCUUGAAAUGUAUGAUUAUUUAGGUAUAAUAUGAGUUAUAGUUUUUCGUAAUUAACUUAAAACGUACGUAAGUACUUAUUACUUCCAUGCUUAAAACAAUAUAUAAAAUAGCUUUGUAAAUGCUGUCCCUCUCGUCAGUUCGUUUGUCAUGUUCAUGACAUUUGACAUUGACAGUCAACAAAUCAUCGAAUGGAAUGUCAACCAAAAAGUGUCAAAAUCUACUUUUUAUUUUGUCAAUUUUAAUUUUAUUUACGAUUUACCUUUUUAAAAUUCUCUAAAACCCCAUAUUUGUCGAUUUGAAUAGUAAAUUUUCCAUAUAUUUAUCAAGUAAAUGUCCAAGACUCGGAUAUAACUCGUGCUUCUAAUGGAACCGCAUCGCCAGCAAUGGAUAGAACGUCUAUGGAUCACUACGAAAAACAGCUGUACUCCGUGUUCAAAACAUUCGACGUAGAUAACGAGGAAGCCCUAGACAAGUCUGCCGUGCUCGAACUGUGUGAUACUUUGCAGUUGGAGGACCGCGGCGCCGCGCUCGCGGACUCGCUGUUCGAGCGGCCACACGAGCGCGUCACCUUCACGCAGUUCCGCAACGGGCUGCUGAGCGUGCUCGGGGGCUCCCCGGCGCCCCCCGCGACCCCCGCCCCCGCCGCGCCCGCCAGCGACGACGACUCGUCCGGCCGCGAGGUGGCGCCCAAGCUGGUGGUCGGCGCCAAGCGCUACGGGCGGCGUUCCCGGCCUCGUCCGCGUCGCCGUCCCCCGCGCCCCCCCGCGCGCCGCCCGCGCCCCGCGUCCCCGCCGCCCGCGCUGCUACCCGCGCGCCGUCUGGCCCCCGCCGCCGCCGCCGCGCUGUGCGCCGACCUGCACAUGGACGGGCUGGACCCCGCGCUCGUGCAGCGCAUCUUCGACGACGCCGGCGCGCCCGACCUCUCCGUCGCGGAGUUCUUCGAGCGGCUCAACUCGGCCCUGAGCGAGACCCUCGCGGCGGGGGACGCGGGGGGUGCGGAGGCCGAGCCGGAGCUCAGCGCCGAGGCCGUGUGCGGCGCCUGGGAGCGCGGGGGCGUGCCCGCGGCGCCCCGCCUGCUGCGCGACCUGGGCUUCACCGCGCCCGCGCUGGCGCCCGCCGAGCUGCAGAGCGCGCUGGACGCGGCGCUGGCGGCCCCCCCGCCCCCCGGCGCCCCCCCCGACCCGCGCGCGCCGCUGCUGCACGCCGCGCUGGCGCUGCAGCGGCUGCGGCUGGCGGCGGCGGAGGCGGCGGGCGAUGCGGCGCGCGCGGAGGCGGGCACGCUGCGCGCGGCGCUGGCGGCGGCGGACCGGCGCGCCGCGUGCCUGGCGCGCGACGUGGACGACGACCACGCGCGCAUCGAGGCGUCGCUGCAGGCGCGCGUGCGGGCGCUGGAGGCGCGGCGCGGGGACGAGGCGCGCGCGCACGAGCAGGCGCUGGCGGCGGAGCGCGCGCGGGGGGACGCGGCGCGGGCCGCCCUGCAGGCGAGCGAGGCGCGCGCGGCGGCGGAGGGCGCGCGGGCGCGGGGGGAGGCGGCCGAGCUGCGCGCGCGCGCGGAGGAGGAGGCGCGGCGCGCGGCGGCGGCGGAGCGGCGGGCGGCGGCGCUGGCGGCGGCGAGGGACGCGCUGGCGGGGGAGCUGCGCGCGCGGGGCGAGGCGCCGCCGCCGCCGCCCGCCGGCCCCGACCCCGCGCUGGCCGCCGCGCUGGACCAGCUGCGGCUCGAGAACAAGCAGCUGCGCGACCGCACGGACGAGCUGGUGGCCGAGCUGGAGGCGGCGGCGCGCGGCGCGGGGGCGGCUGCGGGCGCGGGGGACGCGGGCGGCGCCAGCUGGCGGGAGGAGGUCGGCGCGCCGGAACACUCGCUCGCCUCGCUACUGUCUGCACCGUCAUGCACCGACGAAUGCGACCAGUCGUUCAUGAGCCUGGAUCACAAGGUGUUCGGGCAGCUGGAGUGCGUGCGGCGGCUGCAGCGCGCUUUGGACGGGGCGGGCGCGGCGGCGGCGGCGGCGGGCUGCGACUCCUGCGCCGCUCUACAAGGCAUCAUCGCGACCAUCCAGGAGCGGGUACUGGAGCUCACGGGCGGCCCAGACGCGACCGAAGCCGUGGACGCUGCAGUACAGACUGAAGGGAAUGAUGAAGAGGUGGAGAAGUUGCAGAAGAAGUUGGCCGAAGCUCAACAGAGCCAUGAGGAGGAAAAGCUAAAGCUUUCCAAUUUAGUGAAAGACUUGGAAUCAAGUUUGGACGCAUUGAAGUUGGAAUACGACAAGUGCGAAGAGUACUGGAGCGGCAAGUUGGACGAGGAGCGGGACCUACACGCCGAGGAGCAGCGCGCGAGCGACGAGCGGCUGUCCGACCUCGUGGACAAGAUCUCCGAGUACGAGCAGCAGUUCGCCCCCGCCCCCGCCCCCGCCCCCGGUAGCCCCUCAGGCAGGCUGCCCACCAUCGACGAGAGCUACAGCCUCGAGCUGCAGUUCAACGACCUACAAGACGAAUUCGACAAAUACAAACAAGACACGGAAGAACAAUUGAAGGCGAAAACGGAAGAGAUUGAAAAGCUAAAGGAAAAGAUUAAAAUGUUAGAGGAGCGACCCGUUGUGAACGGAAGUAAUAGACCGAGUCCGAUCGACUACUUGUGGAGUCAGGGCACGAUCCACAGUCCUCAAGGCAGGACGGAGAAGGCAGUGCGGAACUACCAGAACCCAGCGUUCAUGCAGCCGGAGGUGCGGAGCUCGUCGGACAGUGACCGGGAGCGGCCCGGGCUGAGUCCCAUCCGCAGGCCGAUGACCCAGCGGAGUGCCUCAGCUGGGACACUCCGGGACGAGCCACAGGUGUUGCACUGCUCCGAGCUGGAGGGACAACUGAGGCAACAGGCUCAGAUGGUGCAGCGCAACCCGUGCGCGUGCGGGGCUCUGGAGGCGCGCUGCCGGCAGCUGGCGGCCGCGCUGCGCCACCGCCAGCUGUGCCUCGAUGCCGUGCAGCAAGCAGCGCGCACAGAAGGCUGCGCUCUACGGGCCCGCGUGGCGGCGGCGGAGGCGGCGGCGGCGCGGCUGCACGCGCGCCUCGCCAGCGCAGACCUGCUGGUCAAGGAGCUGUACGUCGAGAACUGCCAGCUCAGCCAGCACCAGACCAGGUUGUUGUGACGGGAGGUGUAUGUGUGACGUC
Molecule: messenger RNA, 3251 nt
Organism: Plutella xylostella (diamondback moth)
Lineage: Eukaryota; Metazoa; Arthropoda; Insecta; Lepidoptera; Plutellidae
Product: blastoderm-specific gene 25D
Biological process (GO): microtubule anchoring at centrosome
Cellular component (GO): centrosome
Source: RefSeq, a predicted model, not a curated record